Molecule: messenger RNA, 672 nt
Organism: Chrysochloris asiatica (Cape golden mole)
Lineage: Eukaryota; Metazoa; Chordata; Mammalia; Afrosoricida; Chrysochloridae
Gene: KCNMB1
Product: potassium large conductance calcium-activated channel, subfamily M, beta member 1
Exons: 4
Coding region: 97-672 (191 amino acids)
Biological process (GO): potassium ion transport; detection of calcium ion
Cellular component (GO): voltage-gated potassium channel complex; membrane
Molecular function (GO): calcium-activated potassium channel activity; potassium channel regulator activity
Source: RefSeq, a predicted model, not a curated record
CUCUUUUGGGGUGGGGGCCAGGCAGAAAGAAACUGUCUGCCUGCUGAAAACUCACAGGAGACCCAGGAGACUAGAUGAUCACUGCCCCCAGUGGACAUGGGGAAAAAGCUGGUAAUGGCCCAGAAGCGGGGACAGACUCGAGCCCUCUGCCUGGGCGUGGCUCUGGUGGUGUGCGCUGCUAUCACAUACUACAUCCUGGGCACCACCAUGCUGCCCCUCUACCAGAAAAGUGUGUGGACCCAGAAAUCCACGUGCCAUCUGAUUGAGACAAACAUCAGGGACCAAGAGGAGUUGGAGGGCAAGAAGGUGCCCCAGUACCCAUGCCUAUGGGUCAACGUGUCAGCCGUGGGCAAGUGGGCUGUGCUGUACCACACAGAGGACACUCGAGACCAGAACCAGGAGUGCUCCUACAUCCCAAGCAGCCUGGACAACUAUCCAGUGGCCCUAGUUGACGUACAGAAGGUCAGAGCCAAAUUCCAGGAGCAUCAGGUUUUCUACUGCUUCUCGACGACUCGGGAGAAUGAGACCAGCGUCCUGUACCGGCGCCUCUAUGGGCCACAGACUCUCCUACUCUCCCUCUUUUGGCCCACCUUCCUGCUGACCAGUGGCCUCCUCAUUAUUGCCAUGGUGAAGACCAACCAGUCCCUCUCCAUCCUGGCAGCCCAGAAGUAG